This is a messenger RNA of Petromyzon marinus (sea lamprey), 6358 nucleotides long. It is a transcript of the gene GKAP1, whose product is annotated as G kinase anchoring protein 1. Lineage: Eukaryota; Metazoa; Chordata; Hyperoartia; Petromyzontiformes; Petromyzontidae. Gene Ontology annotation, biological process: signal transduction. Gene Ontology annotation, cellular component: Golgi apparatus. The record is from RefSeq and is a predicted model, not a curated record.
CGCAUGACCCCGGGGAUCCGGAUCCUGGGGCCCAGUCAUCCGCUAGUCCCACUCCGUGCGUCCUCUCCUCAGCCGUCUCUGCGCUCUAACAUCGCUCGCUUAUUGUCGUCGUUAUUAUUAUUGUUGUUGUUUACAUUUUGGGUUGUGAUUACAAACAACGUUUCUGUUCUCACUUGUUCUGCCGGUGUGCCGUGCGCAACAGCAGCAGUAGCAGCAGUAACAUUUAUCGGCGAGGAUAAGCCGCGUCUUGUGGCGACUGUCGGUGGUGGUGGUGGUGGGGGGUGGUUGUUGUUUGUGUUGUAGGCGGUUGUUGUUGUUGUUUGUGUUGUAGGCGGUUGUAGUGGUAGGGUCGCCUUGCUUUAGUGUUCAGUGACACGGCCCCCCCCUCUGCCAUCCCGUCGGCACAGCGCUCCUCCACGCCAACGCGCUCCCAACUCCGCAGUCACCGCCUCGCUCCGCGCUUGCAGCCGUGUGGAGGACCCUAAAACGGGGGGCCCAGUGUCGACAAUCGCCCCCCCCCCUCCCCACACUCCACUGGCUGUCUCGUAGUCUACAGGGGCCGAGUGCCCUCCGUGUCCGCCAGCAAAAAAGGGGAACGCUAGACUAGAAACGCAUUGCAAGCGGCCGUGGGGUUUGUUGGUCCAGUUGGUGGUAAGUUUGCGGUGGUGGUUUUGUGUGGCUUUCGUGUUGCUGUGUCUGGUCGACGUCGGCCGAGGUGUCGGGGUCGCAGUUAAGAGGCCGGCGGGCGAGGUCUAGGACUGUUAAACCAAGCGGGGAGACUUCGCACCAGGUGUUAUACGUCCCAGGGGGGGGGGAGGAGGUUUAGUUAGCGACGUUGUGAGAUCUCCGCGAGGAUUUGAUGCUGUAGGGUUAAAUCUAGGCGAGGUAUAGGACUGUGUCUUAAGGGAGGUUUAGUGUCGUUAAACCCCGACGAGGCUUAAGUGGAGUCGUGUCGCAACAAAGUGUGGUUUAAGGUAGAGUCGAGUUGAACCCUAAGGGAGACUUAGGUCGUGUCAACCAAAGGAAGACGUCGUGCAAAACCUAGCGUUAAACCUUAAGGAGGUUUUUUUUUUCUUUUAAAAAGCGUAGUCUCUCGCAUCUAAGGAGAAGCCCCUUUCAUUAGAGGUCACGUUUGCCCUCAACUGAGGCUCAUCAUGUCCAGCAUCAUCCCGGCGAGCAAGCUGCGAUUCGCCGUGCUGGGCGUGGAGGGCGACUCCUCCUCGGGCUCGGAGGCCGAUGAAGACGUUGUCCACCACGGCACGAGGAAGGAUGGAGGAGGACGUGGUGGUGGUGGCGGCGGCGGCGGUGGUGGUGGCGCAGGACGAGGAGGGGUUGGACGAGGAGACGGAGGCGCAGGUGGAGCUGCUGGGGAGAAGAAGCGGGCGAGGAAGAAGAAGAAAAAGGAGAAGAUGAUCGAGCAGACCAACGAGCUGAGGAACCUGGCCUUUAAGAAGCUGCCCGUGCGUCCAGCGGUCCGUGUGGAGGGCGACGCAUCGUCACCACAUGCCCAGCUCGACUCGCAGAAGCCCAACGGAGAACAGCGCUCCAACGGGGAGCGCAGUCUGGUCGCUGACGGCGUGCCAGACGAAGGCACCUGCGGACAGCUGGACACGUUGGAAACUUUUGAUGCCGACCUUCAAAGAGCUCUCCGUCUCAGCAAGAUGGAGUACGAGUUUCAAAAGACGCAAGGGGUCGUCGAUCCAGACGGAGUCCCUCGGGUCCCCAAUCGGAAGGAGCGUCGCAAGCUCCUCCAGGAGGCGCGUGACCGCGACGUCGCCCCCAGGAUGGUGGAGGUGCUGCUGCCUCCCGAACCGACGCCGGCACACGCUGCCCAGACGGACGGCGCCGCAGACGCACCGAGCGGCGGCGGCAGCAGCACCAACAGCAGCAGGGCCACUGACAGGAGUCGGGGUGGCUCCCGGGGUAGCUCUGGUUCCGCGGCGGCGGCGGUGCUGUCGUGCCGGGGCGCCGCGGAGGAGCCCCCGGCGGAGCGCGCAGCGCGGCUUCCGAGCCCCGUCCUGGAGACGGUGAGGAUCGAGCAGCUCAAGGACGGCCUGGCGAAGAAGGACAAGGAGAUCGCCGACCUGAAGGUGGUCACGGCUGAGUGGGAGGUGAAGUUCAAGGAGGUGAAGAAGCGGAACGCACAGCUGUUGUACAUGCUGCAGCAGGGAGAAAUGAAGGAGAAGUCUGACGUGCUCCUGCAAGUCGAGGAGCUGACCAACAUAAAGAACGAGCUCACACAGCAGGUCUCCGACCUCCACACUGCUCUGGAACAGGAGAGGUCGAAGGUGAAAACGCUACAAGCAGAGCUCGUGAAACACCAGCAGGGAGGGAAGAAAAUAAGAAAAGCUUCAGAGAGUGAACACUGAUCUCGGGCAACACGGAUUAAACCGCACUCGCAGCUUCCGAGGCUGGACGAAGUGCAACGGUGAUUAUUUUUACACGUUGCGUUACCCCUCAAUCCAGGGACCGAACUUCCGAAGUUGAAUUUAUUUCGCGUUUCCACGGCACAACGAGUGCAUUGUGCCAGCUUUGUUUUAUUUUGUUAUCAUUACAUGCGGCCUCUUGUGUGUGUGUGUAACGUGGGACUGUGUAAGCUCACGUGCGACUCACGCAGAAAGAUGUAGCACGAGUGCUCUGUGAGUGGCAAGGAGGUGUGCCGGUGCAGCUGGCGAGGGUUUACUCCGGGUGGCCCGGGAUGUGACGAGUCAUCGGUGCGUACGGAACAACCGUAGCGUGUUGCAAUAAAAUGCUGCGAUGGUUCAUUUCCAAAGGCACAAAACCCGACGCCUGUCUCAAGUUUGUUUUUAUUAAGGCUAAGUUGUACCUCAUAAACCCGGUCAAAUGCGACAGAGCCGUAGUGCAUUUAUCCGCUUGUUGCGGAGUUUUGGGGUUCAUAAUAGCCGUCUGUAGCGCAGGGAACAUUAGAUCCCGUGGCGUUUUAAAAAAAAAUAGGGGGGGGGUAGGCCUUGCGUGCCAUUGUCAUGGCACAAAUUUGCCAAGCUUAAAACAAAUUUGCUUGCAUUUUACUGAAUUGUAGCAACCAAAUAAGAAAAUCGCCCCCUACUGACAGGCUAUGCCCGUUUGCAGGCCUGUGCUCAAUCUUUGCUGUCGGUCUCUGUUCCUCCUCCUUGCGCUUAAUCCUCGCUUUCGCUAUUUUUCUCUCCUUGCCACCCUUAACUGGAACAAACUUCCCCGCUCCACAUUAACCAGGCAACGUCACUCACUAAGUUUACCCUCCUCACUAAAAACGUAUUUCUUGUUCCCUAGCUCACCCCACGACCCCCUUAAUCUCCCCCUCAUAACCACCACCGUUACUGUCCCCUCUUCAUAUUCUCAUUAUACGGCUAUCACUCUUCCCCGUUCAUUCAAUCCAUUCAUCAUCAUUUACUGUCAUCGAUUUAGCUUUCACCGAAUUCACACGUCACAGAUUUGCCCCCCAUUGCUUCCUCUCAUCUGUUUCAUUCACCUCGUCUCCACCAUCACAUUCAUAUGUACCAUUGUUAAUUCUGUGUAAAGCGCCUUCGAUAAGGCGUUUAUUAUAUUAUUUUAAGGUAAGAGAAGAUACUGCUUCACCUUGUGCCGCACAGGGACAGUUUUCAUCGGGGGGUCCCCUCGGCGCAUUCAUCGAGAGAGGAGCUACAUUUGUACAUUGGAAUGAUCGCGAUGUGAUGCAAGGCGCCUCGAGACAUUUAAGUGGCCGAUGUAAAUUCCUAAAUCCUUAAGUUGUGAGCACAGUUUUUUUUGUGGCUUUUUACCAUUGCUAAUAUACUCAUGGCUCGAGGCAACCAGUGGAGUGGCUGAGCACUGUCUAAUGCCUCUCUUGAGUGUAGAGAUAUUUUCACUCGUUAAUAUUUUCUCCGGCUUGCCACCUGCUUUAUAGUUGACAUUGACAAAUUCCGCAUUCACAAAAAGGUUGCCUUUGCAAACUGCAGUGCACAAGCUGCUGCAUUGAGGGCACGUUAUUACUUUUAAUUUGUUAAAGCAGCGCAUCAAUUGCCGCAACGCUUGGGCACACGCGACAAACUAUUCCGAAGAGUCUUCCAGAAGAAUGUGCGCUGCGGCGGAGAAGAAGCGUGUGAAAGAGAUGUGAGGACUGUGAGGCCUUUGAACAGGUGCUUGAAGUUUCACGACGACAGCAUACAGGGAAAGGGGCGACCACCAACUUUAGUGAAGGUUGACUACUCGGAAGUGGAAAGGCAGUAGUGUCGUGGGUCUAAUAAAGAGAAUUCGUGCUCGGAGUUUAGGGAAGGUGAGGCCAGAGACCUAAUGCUGGAUCAGACCACAGAAGAUUAAAACAGGCAAACUUCAUUUCCAAAUCCUGUGCGAUUACUCAUGUAUGUCAAUGAGGAACACUGCAAACCGUGAGUUAAGGCGCUCUACUACAAGUCCAAGUACCUUCGGUGUUGACACGUGUAAUGAAAAAUUUCGGAACAAUAAAGUUUGCCUGUAGCAAGGAUCGGUAAGUGGAGUGUGUUGUUGAGCAAGACGCAACCCAAACAAUGUAUCGGUUCAAGUAGAAAUUUGCAUCUGCAAAUAACAAAAACCUGCAGAAUAAUCAGUGACAUCUCAGCUCCAGGCUCUAUGGUGCAGUGCCACUGUUGUCGAUCUGAAAUCCCCCCCCCCCCCCAUAUGUGCUGAGCUCCAUAGGCAAGCAUGGAUUACCUCCCAGCAUUUGCUGUGGAUUGUGACUUUGGCCAGAGAUUCACGAUGGGGCUUCCAGCUCACACGGGUUGAGACCCCAGUGUUGCUGUACCGUCAUUAGAGGGCGCUAUGGCGGUUCGCCUGAGAGAGUCGCUUGUAGUCCGGUUUUGUCAAUAAUGAAGCUGAUGAUGACUCGUCUCAGGCAUCCCGUGACGUAGACCCGAGCGUCACAUCUGUGAUAUAACCGCGGAUUUUUUUGGGGUUGUGUCUACCGAGACAUGGAUGCCCUGAACUUGUCCUUAUGUAUGUUGAACUUCUUUCGCACCGUACUUAGCCCGCCGUGCUAAUCGGAGGUUGCGGAGUGCUCACCACUCUUCACUUAGCAUGCAGAGUCGCCAGUUUGAUUCUCAUUCUGGUUUCCCGAGUUAUGUCCUGCAGGGAAUUGCCAAAGUGCAGUAUCUGCUGCAUAGUGUCCUUUAAGUACCCUGCAGUGUCACCUGCAAGUGUAGGGGCCAUUGCGCGCUGUUGUGGCCUAAAGAAAUCCGCUUCACUCAGUUUUUAUGGAACAGGAUGCUGUUGGGCAUGGCAAGUGGUAGGUGUUGAAACCGCUUGCUGCUGUUCGUGUGUGAUGGGAAUGUUGGCGGAAGGAGGGGGGAGGUGGUCUGGCUUUGUGGCACGGUGGUUCGCGCACUUCAUAUUCUGAAGGAGUAUCAAUUCCUGGCCGCCCAGUCGCUUAAGCCGCUCAUCUCUCAAGAGGAUUAUCUAAAUUAAAUGUUAAUUCCUGGAAAGUCAACAGUGGGAAUUUUAUUGAGAGAUUGCCUCUUGCCUUCAGCAUGUGGAAUUUUCACCCCGAGCUUGGGUGCUGCUUGCAUCGGUGAAAACUGCCCCAAUGCGCGUUUGAGCAGGGAGAUAUUUUGACUUGCUUAGAACAUUAUGGCUCUGCUUUGUUAUUGCUCUGCAAAAACGGACAAGCACGAAUUCUGCCGCGAGCCUUUCGCAGGAAGAGAUGGCAAAGCGAGCACAGCGUGCGUGAUCUUUCGGGUCGAUGUCGGGUGAGUUGUCCCCAAAAAAUAACAAUUGGUGCAAUGAAGGGGACAAUAUCGAGCCGAAUAUUGCAUGAAAAUAUCAAAACGUUGGUACCACGUACACGGGGGUCGGCAACCAAAAUAACAGGAAGAGCCUUUUUUUUUUUUAGAAUUCGGUAAAAAAAAACCGAGCCGCAAUGCACGUGAAUAACGUCGCAAAGCGGCGGUCCUUAAAGGGCCGUGUGCGGUUACGGAGUCGCCGGAUGCCGACCCCCUGCAUAUACAGCAAGGUGAGGACCUAACGUUGUGACCGCGGCAGCCUCAUCAUUAUUUCGAAGUUGUGAGACGAAAUUGGAAAAACCUGCGAUGUAAUUCGCACAUGUAUGCCUGCAUUACACGAUUCCCGUUCAACUUUCUUUUGAGAAGUGAGCUUCUAGAAUAAGUCAUAGACGUAUAACAUUCAGACCUGGCAGUGAAAUUGUAAUUUGGUUCAUAAAAUGAAAAUGUUUGCUACACUCUUGAACAAGCGGUGCUAGUACUGGUUACAUUCUUCAAUAUAUUUUGUACACUGCGCUUCUCGCAGUGUGUAAAGAUUCAUAUUCAAUUGGUAGAGACCAUUUGUUCUGAUUUACAGAGACACCUUAAAAUGUAACAUGUCUCCUUUUGUAAUAAAUUCUUUCUUCACUUUU